Hemiscyllium ocellatum (epaulette shark) is the source of this 1740-nucleotide messenger RNA. RefSeq names its product aarF domain containing kinase 1 (gene adck1). Gene Ontology annotation, biological process: lipid homeostasis; mitochondrion organization. Gene Ontology annotation, cellular component: mitochondrial inner membrane. The coding region runs from base 40 to 1635 and encodes 531 amino acids. The transcript has 11 exons. Lineage: Eukaryota; Metazoa; Chordata; Chondrichthyes; Orectolobiformes; Hemiscylliidae. The record is from RefSeq and is a predicted model, not a curated record.
GGGGUGGGGUAUUCAAGUGUCAGAGGGCGAAGGUGGGUGAUGACAGUAGUCGAGGUCUUGAAUCCUGGAAUGGCAAAGUGGUUACUCAGGGUCGGAGCAGUAAUUACUGGAGGGUUAGCGCUGUCCGAUUUAUAUGUUGCGACCCAUGUGGAUCCUAACGACAUUGGAUUUGUUCGAAUUGUACGAGCUAUGGCCACUACUGCAGUCAUCAGUUAUGACUACAUGACCGCACUCAAGAAAGUGGAGUAUGGGACAGAUGAAUACGAGACUGUCAAGUCGCAGGUCCAUCGUCGUUCUGCUCAACAUUUGCUGGAUCUCUGCUGUGCUAACAGGGGCACGUUCGUCAAAGUGGGCCAACAUCUGGGCGGUUUGGACUAUCUGCUACCUGAAGAGUACACCAGCACAUUGAAGAUCCUGCAUAGUAAAGCCCCACAGAGCAGUCUGCAAGAAAUUCACCAGGUCAUUGAGGAAGAUCUUGGCAGAGAGAUUCCUCAGCUGUUUGCCAGGUUUGAAGAAACCCCAUUGGGUGCAGCAUCGUGGGCCCAAGUUCACAAGGCAGUAUUACACGAUGGAAGGACAGUGGCAGUCAAAGUCCAGCACCCGAAGGUGCGCAGUCAAUGUGCCAACGAUGUCAUUUUGAUGGAGCUUCUGGUUCGGUUUGUGUCGUGGACGUUUCCUGAAUUCAGCUUUGCAUGGCUGGUUGAUGAAGCAAAGAAAAACAUGCCACUUGAACUGGAUUUCUUGAAAGAGGGCCAAAACACGGAGAAGGUGGCCUACAUGCUCAAGCAGUUUCCGUUUCUCAAGGUCCCUAAGAUUCACUGGGAACUGUCAACCAGUCGAGUUCUGACCAUGGAGUUUAUGGAAGGUGGUCAGGUAAAUGACAGAGAGUACAUGAAGAAAAAUGGCAUUGACGUAAAUGAGAUUUCUCAAAAUCUGGGGAAGAUGUACAGCGAAAUGAUCUUUGUAAACGGCUUCGUGCAUUGUGACCCACAUCCUGGCAAUGUGUUGGUCAGAAAGUCCACUCAAACCAACAAAACUGAAAUUGUUCUGCUGGAUCAUGGAUUGUAUCAGAACUUGACCGAAGAGUUCCGCCUCGACUACUGCCGCUUGUGGCAUUCUCUGAUAAGGACGGACAUGAAAGGCAUCGAGAUGUACAGCCGGAGGCUGGGGGCUGGGGACCUAUACCCACUCUUUGCCUGCAUGCUCACCGCCAGAUCCUGGGCCUCUAUAACCAAAGGAAUUGACCAGACGCCGGUGUCUGAGACUGAGGACGUGGAGAUUAGAGUAAACGCAGCUAAAUAUCUGCCGCGCAUCAAUGAACUGCUGAACAAGGUCCCUCGCCAAAUGCUCCUGCUCCUAAAGACUAAUGACCUGCUUCGAGGGAUUGAAACAUCACUUCAGACACGAGCCAAUGCUACUUCCUUUAUCAACAUGUCACGUUGCUGUGUCAGAGCUUUGUCCAGGCACGAGAGGGAUAAAUGUCAGUCCUGGUAUGGGAAGCUGAAAAUCUCCCUGUCCGAGACUCUUGAUCUUUGGCAGAUCAACCUUUAUGAGGCAUUGCUGUGGAUUAAGGCAACGCUGCUGGGGAGCUGGAUCGCUGAGAUCUUAGGUUAUCAUCAUCCUCACCCGCAAUGACGCUGCUCCCUGCCAAAGGAAAGAUGAUGAAUAUUUAUUCUCCAGUUCUCUGCUCCUCUGCAGCACUUGACACCUUCUCUGGAGGUCUCCCAGAUUUCCUAUGUG